This is a messenger RNA of Aspergillus pseudonomiae, 4335 nucleotides long. RefSeq lists its product as uncharacterized. Gene Ontology annotation, molecular function: protein binding. The transcript has 11 exons. Bases 1 to 4335 code for a protein of 1444 amino acids. NCBI's taxonomy places the organism in Eukaryota, Fungi, Ascomycota, Eurotiomycetes, Eurotiales, Aspergillaceae. The record is from RefSeq and is a predicted model, not a curated record.
AUGCUCAAGAGUCUACGGGAAAAGUUGUGCUGUGGCAAGCCAGAUACCGCUGACGACCAUGAGCAAACCUCCCACCCUGUGGAGGUUCCCCACAAGGCAUACAGUCAGAUAGAGACCACGCCAACGCCGUCAAAUGUCAAACCCAAGGUUGCCACCGUUGGGAAUCCUGUCAAACGAGAUCUGUGGAAAGAAGCAUUCAUAAGCUUGCCCGACGACCGCAAGCGGUACUUGAUGGUGAAGGAGGGAUGUUCUACAGUAGAUGUGAUCAAAAAUGUUAUCAAAACCACAGAGCAGAAAUACAAAGAGUGGAAGGAAGGGGGUCUCAAGAUUCGCAGGCGGGAUGGGAACGAUUUCGACGUUCGUGAUUCAGCGGAGAAAAUUCUCCAUUGUGCGUUCCAGGCCAGAGACCUUAUUUCAAAGGCAGUUUCCCUUGAUCCUACCGGACAUGCAUCUGCUGCAUGGUCAAUUGUUUCAGUAGGAUUGACGAUGAUCCAAAAUGACAUUCAACGUCGAGACGCUGUUUUCGCAGCAUCGGAGUACCUCGCUGACACGCUGGCCUAUUAUACCUCGAUUGAUGCGCAUCAUCGAGACCAGAACGUCGAUAGCGACCAAAACCUUGAUAAUGCUCUUCUUGGGGUCUAUUCGGCAAUUCUAGACUAUUCCGCUGAGGUGAAUAAGGUGCGGGAGCAGAACGCUAUCGUUCGCGUAGGCAUGAGCAUCAAUGCAAUUGCCGACCAGCCACUCGAACAGCUCAAAGCAAGUGUCAAGGAGAAGGGCCAGAGUGCGGACAACUGGGCAUACCUGAGCGAUAGUCGCCACAAUCGAAAGAAAGCGGAGGAUACUCUCGCCAAGAUCGAUCAGUCCAUUGCCAUCAACAAGCACAUUGAAUCUAAAGUGUUGACUGCGGAGGAGGAAAGAAUCCUGGAAUGGAUCUCGACGGCAGACUAUUCCAGAAUCCAGAAAGAAACGCAGGAAUUCAGAAACCCCAAUACCCAUAACUGGUUUCUUACUUCAAACCAAUACCAGGACUGGAAAGAUUCACCAGGACACAUCCUAUGGCUUUGUGGAAUAGUGGGAUGUGGAAAAUCCGUUCUCUGUUCUACCGUCAUACAAGACAUUAAAAGCCUCUGCGAGGAAAGCUCAAGAAGCUCCUUUGCAUACUGGUAUUUUCAGUUCAGCAAUGAAAAGACACGGAGCGUUGAAAACAUGGUCAGGUCUUUAAUCCGACAGUUCAGCCAGAAGCCACUGGCGCAGUCAACUCCUGGUGAAAUGUUUCUCGUGCUGGAUGCAUUGGAUGAGUGUCCCGAGCGGUCGGGCCGCAAUGAGAGAAAGGUACUACUAUCACUCCUAGCAGGCCUUAACGAGAGUCAUAGAAAUAAGCUUCACAUUCUUGCGACGAGCAGGCCAGAGCAAGAUAUUCGUGCAACACUGGAGAGAUUUCCCACCGUUGAUUUGGAAGCCCAGCUAUCAGAGGAUGUCGAAACAUUUGUCCGCACUGAGGUUAACAAUGGCCGUCUACGAGAUUUCGAGGAAAGUAAAAGAGCUCGAGCCCUUGAUCAGUUGCUGCGCACCCGAGACCGGCGUUUCCGCUGGGCUGAUUUACAACUCACUCGACUGGCAGGCUGCCAUACAGACCUGCAGAUAGAACAUGCGCUACGAACCAUUCCUGAAACACUUGAAGAGACGUACCGGGGGGUACUUGACAGAGUUGAGGGAAAGGAUAUAAACAUAGCACGCGAAAUCCUUCUUUUGCUGUGCCUCGCUCCUGUGCCGUUGGACAUACGGGCCAUCGCAGACGCGGUGUCAUUGCGAUCCCCUGAUAUGGUUGUUAAGAUCUGUACAACCGCUCUUGUCAUUGUCAGCACGGACGGUGAGAUUAGACUUGCACAUUUCUCUGUCAAAGAAUAUCUGGUGGUCUCAGAGAAUUUUGACCGAUACCGGUUCUCGGAAACCAAAGGCCACCACGAGCUGGCCAUAAAGACGAUCAACCUACUUCUUUCGAAGAAUGAGACGCUGGCAGCUGAGGUCGCUAUGGCGCAGCCCUUCCUCGUCUAUGCAGCAAAACACUGGGGCACUCAUGUUGGCGCUGCUGGGGACGUGCUAGACAUACAAGGGUUGAUCGACCGUCUCUUUACUGAGCCUAAGACCUACUUCAAUUGGCUGCGUAUAGCUGAAGAUGGGGGGUAUUCCACCAGUAAUCCUUGGCACAAGGUGCCUGAAGAGUGCGAGCAACCAAUCUAUCGUGCCUCCAGCAUGGGGCUAGCAUACACUGUGGAAACAUUGUUCGACCAGGGUUCGGAUCCUUUGGAGCCCUCUGAAGGUAAAUGGGGUAAUGCAUUGACUGUCGCCGCGAGAAAUGGACAUUUUGAUAUUGUGGAAUUCCUGUUGGGCAAAGACAUUACAGUCAACAAGCGAUCAGUCAUGGACAUGAUGUCCCAUAUUGAUCAUAAAAAUCAUGGCAAAGCAAAAUUGGAAACAAUCGUGAACAUAAUCUGGGACUUGGGCUUGCUUUUUGAUGAAUCCAAGACACCCGACAAGAUUAUUGACGAGGAAAUAAUCAGUAAUGUAAUGAUAAAUUCUUGUGCACUUGGGUUAAUGAGGCUCCUUCUUGAUCGGCGACAUGAGGCCUCUAUUCCUAUCACUGAUGAGGUGCUAUGCGAUGCGAUAGUCCUCUGUGGUAAAGAGAUGAUUGAAGUGCUUCUUGAGACAUGCAGUGAGGAUAUACACAUCGGCCCUUCCUUCUUUGUCAAGUUGGAAAAAAGGUACUGCUUUGACUAUACAAACUAUGGCGGACUCGAUGUUGUUUUAGUGAACAGGGCGACUGAGCUCGCCGUGGACGACUGUAGCGUCGCAUGCUGGGCUCAUAAUGCAAGCUCGAAAGCUAUGGGGUUAAUGUUACGGACCCAUCCAGAUAUCCGAGUGAUUGGAGAGACGCUAAUAGCAGCGGCCUCCAAUCGGUUCGGGGCAGACAUGAUUCGUUUGCUUUUCGAUAAGCGAGAGCCAGACACGCAGAUUAGCGAGAGAUUACUUCUUGCCGCAGCAGCGAACCAUAAAUGCCCAGAGAUCCUGAGCUUUAAAGUCCUGAUUGAGGAAAUUAGCCCGGAUGCUCCGUUGUCCGAGAAGGUAAGCGAAGAUGUUGUCCGGAAGGGACUGGCGAUGGUAAGGCUGGUUAUAGAUAAACAGCAGGCGGGCUUCGUCGUGUCCGAGAAAAUGAUGAAGAUAGCCGCUGCUUCAUGGGAAGACGAUUCGGUAGAAUUGCUGCAACUGCUCAUGACUAACGGCGGUGCAGAGGUUCCAAUAACCGAGGCUAUUAUAUGCGCGGCAGCCGGGAAUAGAUUCCGUGGUGCCUCCAUCAUGGAGUAUUUAUUUCAGGUCCAGGAAGAUUCCCUUCCCAUCACGGAGAAUGUCCUCAUCGCAGCAGUGAAAAGUCCACAGACACUUGAAAUAAUUCUGAACAGAUGUCCAGAGGCAAGGAUCACAGAUAGUGUGUUUGUAGCGGCGUACCUAGCAAAAGACGCAAUGCUGGUGCUUCUUUCGAAACCUCACAAUGGUUUGCCAGUCGAAGCUAUCAUGACUAGGAUUAAAACAAACCGUUUUGGAACAUCUGAAGUGUUGAGGUUACUUGUCGAUCGUAAUCUGGUGGAUGUUGAUGCAUGGACGGUGGAAGCGGUUGCCUCCAACCCUGAAAAUCUGGAGGUUCUGCUGAGUAAAAAGCCGGAUGUCCUCAUCACGCAGAAAGCUCUUGUACGGGCAACAGACGACCUUCGUUCAGUACGCCUACUACUAAAAGCGGAAAAGAACCAUGACCUUGUUACAGAAGAGGUAAUGAUGGCCGCAGCAAAGCACAAAGCAAAGAUAAUGAGAUCCAUCUUGCAUCGUGUGGAAUCUGUGCCGCUCACAGCAAAUGUACUUAAAAAGGCUCUGUGUCAUCGGAAAACAGACACAGUAAAACUUAUUCUCGCUCAACGUCCAGAUCUGAACCUAAAAGCAAGUUUGGAGGAGAUUUGGCACGAUGUUGAUAUGCCAGGUCGGGAGAAAGGACAUGCGGUCGUGGUUGUUGGAGAACUUACAGACUUCGAAGUGACGGAGUCUCUUCUGCAGGACUUUGACCGUCUGAUUUCCACGCUUUGCUUUUAUCAUGCACCGAUUCCCGCGACCGAAGGAGUGGGAGUGAUUGUCCUAGAGAGAUGUCACCAUGAAGUUGCUGAGAGUUUUUUGCAGUACUACCCAGAGAUCCCGAUCACGGACACGCUGCUUCAAGCCGUGGAGCGGAAUCCAAGGGCGGAUAAAGAGGCGUUGCGAUCACUGCUCGCUGGCAAGAGGGGCUCAGCUUGA